Limanda limanda (common dab) is the source of this 936-nucleotide messenger RNA. RefSeq names its product stomatin-like. The record is from RefSeq and is a predicted model, not a curated record. The transcript has 8 exons. Gene Ontology annotation, cellular component: plasma membrane. Lineage: Eukaryota; Metazoa; Chordata; Actinopteri; Pleuronectiformes; Pleuronectidae. The coding region runs from base 1 to 936 and encodes 311 amino acids.
AUGGACGAAAGCAUAGAAGUCCCCAUGCAGAAACUCAGAGGAGAGAAACAACGGUUGGGGUAUCAUGCCAGAAUGGACAGAAAGGAAUCCAACACCAGAGUAGGCAACAUGCGAGAAACCAGAGGAAAAGACUAUCAAGCGGCUUGGGACACUCAAGACACUGGCAUUGGCUUUUGUGGCUCUUUGUUGGUGGGCUUCUCCUACCUGUUCAUGCUGCUUACCCUUCCCAUCUCCAUAUGGAUGUGCAUUAAGGUUGUGAAGGAGUACGAACGAGCCAUCAUCUUUCGCCUGGGCCGCAUUUUGCGAGGAGGACCCAAAGGACCAGGGUUGAUCUUCAUCUUGCCCUGCACUGACAUCUGCUCUGUUCGGGACAUGCGCACAAUCAUCUUCGAUAUUCCACCACAAGAGAUUUUGACCAAAGACUCUGUGACUGUGAGUGUGGAUGGUGUGGUGUACUACCGGGUGCAGAACGCCACUCUGGCCGUGGCUAACAUCACCAAUGCCGACUGGGCCACCCGACUGCUCGCCCAGACCACGCUGAGGAACGUCCUGGGAACCAAGAACCUGGAGGAGAUCCUGUCUGACCGUGAAGAGAUCGCACACAGCAUGCAGUCGACCCUGGAUGAUGCAACAGAUGACUGGGGGAUCAAGGUGGAGCGGGUGGAGAUCAAAGAUGUCAUGCUGCCCAAACAGCUCCAGAGAGCGAUGGCAGCUGAGGCGGAGGCUAGCCGCGAGGCCAGAGCCAAGGUGAUCGCGGCGGAGGGAGAGAUGAACGCCUCCUGGGCUCUGAAGGAAGCUUCCCUGACCAUCGCUGAGUCUCCGUCUGCCCUGCAGCUGCGAUACCUUCAGACCCUCAGCACCAUCGCCACCGAGAAGAACUCCACCAUCAUCUUCCCGCUGCCAAUGGAUAUGAUGCACUCCUUCAUGAAACGCUGA